CCCCGCCCCCCACUUUCUCUGUCAUUGCAUCCAUUUUUGUGCAUCUAAGAAAUCUCCAAGAAUUACCAACCUGGAGGAAAGCGAGCUAAACAGAGUGGCAGCGGGGGGCUCGGGGCUCCAAAGGGAAAGCAGACAAGGACGCGCCGGGUAUCUGUUAUUCCAACAUGCGAGCGAAAGCCCUCUGAAGGAUGGCAGCGAUGGGUUAGACAGGAUUUACCAUGUCUGCUAAGUAAAAGCGACCGCCCGGUAAAAGAUGUCCGCUCCACACGGGGCCCGGGGCGCCCCCGGCCCUGCUGCCGCCGCCGCCGCUGCUCCCUCAGCGGCCGGCGCCAUGCCGGAGAUGCCGGACCUCAGCCACCUCACCGAGGAGGAGAGGAAGAUCAUCCUCGGUGUCAUGGACCGACAGAAGAAGGAGGAGGCGAAGGAGCAGUCCAUGUUAAAGCUCAAAGAAGAACCAAAACCUCAGCAAGCACAGUGGUUUCCCUUUAGUGGGAUCACUGACCUGGUAAAUAAUGUUCUUCAGCCCCAGCAAAAGCCCCAAAAUGACAAGAAGCCUGAACCAGACCCGAAGUUACACCAGCAGUUUGAAUCGUACAAGGACCAGGUUAAGAAGAUGGGGGAGGAGACUAAGCCAGCUCAGGACCAAAAGAGCGAAGCCCCGACCUGUGGAAUUUGCCACAAGACGAAAUUUGCUGACGGCUGCGGUCACAUCUGUUCAUAUUGCCAAACGAAAUUCUGUGCUAGGUGCGGAGGACGAGUGUCUCUGCGGUCAAACAAGGAGGACAAAGUGGUUAUGUGGGUAUGCAACUUGUGCCGAAAACAACAAGAAAUCCUCACUAAGUCAGGAGCGUGGUUCUACGACUCGGAGCCCGGUCAGGUGCGUGGCGUGUUUGAGGGUGGGCCGCAGGGCAAAAAGGCCAAACUACACCACCCAUCCCUGUAUGCCCACCAGGGAGCCUCAGGGGACUUGACACCAGCGUCAGACAGAAGCAGACCUCACGGCGGGCUCCUGCCCAGACAGGCGUCCCUUGACAAUGGAACGGGGCUGAGGUACUCGGGGUCCGGUGAUGCACCUAUAGACAGGAAACGAAGCCCGUCUGCAUCCAGGGAUCCAAACCAAAAAUACGACCAAAGGGAAGGGGGGGACCAGUAUGCACCCACAGACGGCAGCAUGCCCAGAUCACCGUCAGACUACCGGGAUGUGGACCCACAGCGGGUUCCGCAGGGCCCACACAUAUUCCCCGACGUCGAUGCGAUGCGGUCGGGCUACCGGGACCGCCGGGGCCCCGGCCGCUGGCACUCCCAGGAAUAUCCGCUGGACCAAGAGCUAGACGGGCCACCCAGUGACUUUGACCUCCAGCGCCAGCGCCAGGAGGAGUUCCAGACGCGGUACCGCAGCGACCCCAACCUGGCACGCUACCCCGUGAAGCCCCAACCCUACGAGGAGCAGAUGAGGAUGCACGCCGAAGUGGGCCGGCUGAGGCACGAGCGCCGCCACAGCGACGUCUCCCUGGCCUACACAGAGCAGGACGAGCCGGGCCCCAUCAGACUGUCCCGCCAGCAUCUCACUGAGCGCCGGCCGCCGAUGGUGGGACAGCGCUCAUACUCCGUCGACCGUUCUUCUCCUGGACCCAUGGGGCCGAACCUCGGAGGUCACAGGGGCUCCAACUGCAGCCCCCCGACACCGCAUCGGAGCCCCGUGCUCGGUGACCGGUCGGGGGACCUGCGGCGAGGAGACCUGGGCGUCGGAGGGGACCCCAUGAUGAGGCAGCAACACCACCUGGAUCCCAAUUCGGCCGUCCGCAAAACCAAAAGGGAGAAGAUGGAGAGCAUGCUGAGGAACGACUCUCUCAGCUCGGACCAGUCGGAGUCGGUGCGGCCGCCGCCCCCCAAGCCUCACAAAACCAAAAAGGGUGGAAAGAUGAGGCAGGUGUCGCUGAGCAGCUCAGAGGAGGAGCUGGCCACGACGCCGGAGUACACAAGCUGUGAGGAUGUGGAGAUUGAGAGUGAGUCAGUCAGUGAAAAAGGGGAGAGUCAAAGGGGAAAAAGAAAAACUAUUGGGCAGGCAUUUAAAUCCGAGCCGACACACACCUUAUCUGAGAGGCAAAAGAAAAUGGUGCGCUUUGGGGGACACUCAUUUGAAGAGGACUUGGCAUGGUGUGAACCACAGGUUAAAGACUCGGGAGUUGAUACGUGCAGUAGCACUACCCUAAACGAGGAGCAUAGCCAUAGUGAGAAGCACCCGGUGACAUGGCAGCCAUCCAAAGACGGAGAUCGCCUCAUUGGCCGUAUUUUGCUCAACAAGCGCAUGAAAGAUGGAAGUGUGCCUCGAGACUCAGGAGCUCUACUUGGUCUGAAAGUAGUUGGAGGCAAGAUGACAGAAUCUGGCAGACUUUGUGCUUUUAUCACUAAAGUGAGGAAAGGAAGUCUAGCAGACACAGUUGGACACCUAAGACCAGGUGACCAGGUUCUGGAGUGGAACGGACGGAUUUUACAGGGAGCCACAUUUAAAGAAGUUUACAAUAUCAUAUUAGAAUCCAAGCCUGAGCCUCAGGUGGAGCUGGUAGUCUCACGGCCUAUAGGAGAUAUUCCGAGGAUACCUGACAGCACACAUGCACAACUGGAAUCAAGUUCAAGCUCUUUUGAGUCUCAAAAGAUGGAUCGUCCCUCAAUCUCUGUCACAUCCCCCAUGAGUCCCAGUAUGCUGCGGGACGCCCCCCAGUACUUGUCAGGACAACUCUCAAGCCAAAGCCUUAGUAGAAGAACAACGCCUUUUGCCCCUAGGGUCCAGGUAAAACUCUGGUAUGACAAAGUGGGUCAUCAGCUAAUUGUAACCAUUCUGGGUGCCAAAGACUUGCUACCCAGGGAAGACUGCCGGCCCAGGAACCCUUACGUCAAAAUCUACUUCCUGCCUGAUAGAAGUGACAAAAGCAAGAGGAGAACAAAAACAGUAAAGAAAUCCUUAGAGCCCAAAUGGAAUCAGACCUUUAUGUAUUCGCCGGUCCACCGGCGGGAGUUCCGGGAAAGGAUGCUGGAGAUCACGCUGUGGGACCAAGCCCGGGUCAGGGAAGAGGAGAGCGAGUUCCUGGGAGAGAUUCUCAUCGAGUUGGAGACCGCUCUCUUAGACGACGAGCCUCACUGGUACAAGCUACAAACACACGACGUGUCGUCCAUGCCACUCCCACGUUCCUCCCCAAACGCACAACGCAGGCAGCUCCACGGAGAGAGCCCACCACGGCGGCUGCAGAACAAAGGCUCGUAUUCGUAUAACUCAGGAUCCCAGAGGAUAAGUGACAGCGAGAUAUCAGACUAUGAUUGUGAAGAUGGAGUCGGUGUUAUAACAGAUUAUCGGCCAAAUGGAAGAGACUUCCGGAGCUCCACGCUGUCCGUCCCGGAGCAGAUGAUAUCGUCUAACCACUGCUCUCGGUCGGCGGACAUAAACCGGGCCCGGUCGCGCUCUCCCAGCGUCCCCCCACCCUCCAGCCGCAACCACGGCGUGUUCCCAAUCUGCAGAGAGGAAGCAGUCAGGUUACUGCGUUCCACUCGGAUGACCCGUGCCUAUUCAGAGGGCGCCUACUCCUCCAACUUUGCCUACCAGAGGAACCACGGAGCCAUGGAUAGACACGAGUUUCACAGCAGGUCCCGCUCGGCGGACCAGCGGCCCACUAUAGAACGCCUCUCGUCCCGCUCGCGCUCCACCGAACGACCCCACGACUCUUCCCUCAUGAGGUCGAUGCCAUCUCUGCCGUCCGGGAGGUCCGCGCCCCCGUCCCCUGCCAUGACGAGGGCACAUCCUCGCAGUGGAUCUGUCCAGACCAGUCCCACCAGUACUCCUAUGUCCAGUAGACGAGGGCGCCAACUCCCACAGCUUCCACCCCCAGGAACAGAUAGAAAAGACACGGACUCACCAAGUUGGACGAACUCAGGUAUGGACAUGGAGGAGAAGACCAGGCAGAUGAAACUAAAGUUGAACAUGUACAAGCAGGGAGCCAGCGCCGACUCCAGACUGGAACAAGACUACCACAAGCACUCAGGCAGAGACCCGCGGGGCUCUGACAACUUGUCAGCCAAGUCAUCGGACAGCGAUGUGAGCGACGUGUCCGCUGUGUCGAGAACCAGCAGCGCCUCUCGGUUCAGCAGCACGAGCUACAUAUCUGUCCAGUCAGAACGGCCGCAGGGAAACCGCAAGAUCCGCCAGUUGCAAUCGAGAAGGCGUUCACGGGAAGUGGAUGAGCAGUUAGGAGAGGUGCAGGAGGAAGAUGAGGCUGGAGACAGGGGAAGCGAGGAAAGAGUCAGGCAGGGUGAGAGAAAAGAGUCAGGCAGUAAGAUAGACAGAGACCAGGAGCUUCUGGAGGAUUUGAUGGAUAAAGAAGAGGACUUGCACCAAAGGAGUGCCUCAGACACUAACCUCAGGCAGAUGGGCACAUCCGGUGGGGUGAACAUGACCAAGAGCACAAGCAUCAGCGGUGACAUGUGCAACCUGGAGAAGACGGACGGCAGUCAGUCGGACACGGCGGUCAGCACGGUAGGCACUGACGACAAGAAGAGGCGCUCCAGCAUUGGUGCCAAAAUGCAGGCCAUGGUUGGCAUGUCACGCAAGAGCCGGAGCACCUCGCAGCUCAGCCAAACAGAAGCAGGAGGUAAGAAGCUGCGGAGCACCGUCCAGAGGAGCACGGAGACGGGGCUGGCGGUGGAGAUGAGGAGCAGGAUGACUCGGCAGGCCAGUCGGGAGUCCACAGACGGCAGCAUGAACAGCUACAGCUCAGAGGGAAACCUCAUCUUCCCCGGAGUGAGGCUCUCCUCAGACGCUCAGUUCAGCGACUUCCUGGAUGGUCUCGGACCCGCCCAGCUGGUUGGACGGCAGACUUUGGCCACUCCGCCAAUGGGGGACAUCCAAAUAGGCAUGGUGGAGAAAAAAGGAGCCCUAGAGGUUGAGGUCAUCAGAGCCCGGGGCCUUGUGGGUAAACCAGGAUCCAAGGCACUGCCAGCACCAUAUGUAAAGGUCUACCUUUUGGAAAACGGAGCCUGCAUAGCCAAAAAGAAAACAAAAGUAGCAAGAAAAACUCUGGACCCUCUCUACCAGCAGCAACUGCCGUUUGAGGAGAGUCCAGGAGGGAAAGUUUUACAGGUCAUUGUCUGGGGCGACUAUGGCCGCAUGGACCACAAAUCCUUCAUGGGAGCAGUCCAGAUCCUGCUGGACGACCUGGACCUGUCCAACAUGGUGAUCGGCUGGUACAAGCUCUUCCCUCCUUCCUCGCUAGUGGACCCCACGCUGGCCCCGCUGACGAGAAGAGCUUCCCAAUCCUCGCUGGACAGCUUCUCGCGAUCGUAGCAGCGUUGCGGACCUAACAGCGUCGUUGUAGCAGCAGCAGCCGGUGUUGCGAUUUGCAGGUCACGAGGCCCCACCCCGGUCACACUGCAUGCUUGAUGUUGUGUCUUUUGAGCCUGUUUCUAGGGGCGCAAAAAAAAACAACAACAAAAAAAACAACACAAAAGAAUUAAUAAAACGUGAUCCUUUGUUUUAAGCAAAAACGUUGCGCACAUUGUGCACGUGGCGAAGCGCGUUUGCAAGCACCCAGCGGCAGGGAAUUGCCAGGUGUUGUUUGUCAUUCGGAGGAAGCCGAGACGAACUCCUUAGCACGAGGAACUCAUCGUUUCCGGCUUUUUCUUCCAAUUCGAAGCCAUGGGGAGGGGCCGACACCGGGAACCACUAAAUGAGUUCCGGCAGAGGCCCCUUUUUAGAAUGAAAAAAAAAAAAAAAUCAAUGUUAUGUUGAUUUUUAACAUUUUUUCCUGUCUUUUUUUUAUUUUAUUUUUAUGUCUGUGUACUUUUAUCUGAAUGGGGGUGAAGGGGUGACGGUGUUUCUAACCAGAUGCUUGGUCACACCAUGCCAACAAACCUAGCGACAUAAAUGCAGUUGUGGAGACCAACACUUUCAAAGAAGGGGAGGGUGUGUGUGUGUGUGUGUGUGUGUGUCUAUCUUCCUACAUGCAAGACAAAUGCAUUGCAUCCUCUGGGUUUAUGUGCUGAUCCAUCUUUGCUGGUAAAUCACCAGUUAAUCAGGGGCAAUACUGAAGUGGCCACCCACCAACACUCCAGAAUACACAGUAGCAAUCCCAACCCCAUGGAAAAACAAACACAAAAAACAAAGUACGACCUUUUAUUUUCCUCCUUUGUUGAUAUACCGUAUGAAAAAUCGAACUAUAAUUUUUUUAUUUUUUUUUUAUUUACCCCUUUUCAGUUCAUUUGCAUGGGCACAAACUCUUAGCUGAAUUUAAAAAGAAAAGUAUAUAUAUAUUUAUUUUCUUGAGGCUGUAACAUGCAAAAACAAAAAAACAGAAGAAAAAACAGCUGAAGAAAACUAAAUGAAACAAAUCAGCCAUUUUCAACGAUUUCUAUUAUUUUUAAAGAAAUAUUUCACUAGUGCAUGGUUUUCAAGGGGAGCGAAUGCAACAUUGUGACAAAAAAAAAAAAAAAGACGUUAGUUUAUCAUUCUUUAGGUCAUUCAUGGGUGUUUUGUUUUCAGACAGUCAGAUAAGGGAACUUUAAAAAAAAAACAAAAAAACAACAUUUGGAGUUAUUUAAGAAAAAAGUGACAAUGAAAAUAAAUGUUAUUUAUUUCAUUGUAAAAUGCUCCAGCCUUAUAAAGAAACAUUAUGUGCAAAUUGUACAUUUUUCUUUUUCUUCCUGGUCCCAGGGUACUUCUCUUUGUAGUAUUCACUGCUACCACCACUUAGUUCCCUGAUAUGGUCCUAAUUUUAGGACUCAGUUACUUUACAGUUCUGCAUUGUUUUUAAUACCUUUUCUUUUUUUUCUUAUUUUGUUUUGAAUUGAAUUUGAUUUCACAAGCAUGUUGAAAAGGAUUUUCUGCAACAUGUCUUGGGCACACCUUACAGUAACUCAGCAUGUUUUGAUAAAGACGAUAUUUGGACUUUUUUGCAGAUUCUUGUACAGUGCAUGUGAACUUUAUUACUUUUCUCCCUCGAAAUUAAUUGAGCAGCAAAUUAGACGUUGGUCUUCCACGGCCAGUUAUCGAGGUCUAAAACAAGAUAAGAGAAAAGAAGAAGAAGAAGAAGAAAAAAACAAAAACAAAAAAACAUUCCAUCCCCAAAGUCAUAUUUUCUUUCAGAAUUUUUGAGGGAAAACAGACAAAACAAAAGAAAGAGAAAAAAAAGUUUUAUAUUUUAUCAAAGCAGGCAAAAUAAAUGUGAUUUCCACGUAUAUUUAUUUCGACGCUGUCGUCGACAAACAUGCAAAAACGAUCCUUUUUGGUGCACCGAGGCACCCGUAGCGUCAUUAAGGGGCCGCGGCGGCGCAGCGGGAGGCUGUGGUUCGGUUUUACAAACACUCUUAGUGAAGACGAGCAAAUCACAAGUUUAAAUAACAAUGGGGGAUAUUGCCACAGAAAUCGUUGUUUGUUUUUUUUUUCUUUAUUGGUUUUUUUGAAUGAAAAUGAUAUUAAUUUACUAUAUUUUUGUUAAUUUCAUUUUAAAGCCAAGACCAGUUUAUUUUUUAUUUUCUAUUUUUAGUAAUUACCAAUACUUCCCGUGUCCGGGAGGCAUACGAGUCUUACAGUCGCAGUAUGUCUGAAUGAAAUGGAACUGAGGCAUCGUUCCUUUCUCCACAUGAGAAAAAUCAUUUAAAAAAAAAAAAAGAUGCAUUUUAAUAUCUAAAAAUCAACUUCGUCCCUGUAACAGAAUACAGUAUAUAUUUUGAAUUUACUGCUCACUGUACAUACCUUUAGAUGUCAGAAUUUGAAUAGACCAUAAGCAGAUACCUAUGUUCUCUAUUUGGAGCAGGAAAAAUGCCUCAGGAUGACAAAGACAUAUGUUGUUUCUUUUUGAAUGCCUUUUUGAUUUCCUCUUUUUUGGUGCAAUGUGUUAAUGCCAAGGCUAUGUCUUGGUGAAGUAUGGUUGAGUACAGAGAUUUAUGUAAGUUAUUUUUCAAAUUAAAAAUAAAAGAAAUUGAUAUUACA
Xiphophorus couchianus (Monterrey platyfish) is the source of this 7975-nucleotide messenger RNA. RefSeq names its product regulating synaptic membrane exocytosis 2a (gene rims2a). Bases 254 to 5332 code for a protein of 1692 amino acids. The transcript has 34 exons. The record is from RefSeq and is a predicted model, not a curated record. Gene Ontology annotation, molecular function: small GTPase binding; transmembrane transporter binding. NCBI's taxonomy places the organism in Eukaryota, Metazoa, Chordata, Actinopteri, Cyprinodontiformes, Poeciliidae. Gene Ontology annotation, biological process: regulation of membrane potential; regulation of synaptic vesicle exocytosis; positive regulation of synaptic transmission. Gene Ontology annotation, cellular component: cytoskeleton of presynaptic active zone; presynaptic membrane.